AUGUGUUACAAAAAGUUUGAACGCUACAUAGCAUUAUGUUUGCUAAAACAAAUAACUUUGACACUGUAUGUGAGUGGAAAACCGACGGGUAGUGAAAUAUUUACGGACUUUCAGUUAAAAGAUUUGGCGCUAGACGUGUGCACACAAUUGGAAUUCUUUGUUAAUGUGACAGUAGACACGUGCACGGAAAACUACUGGGCUCCAGAACAAAGCAUCCAGUUAUCAUCACCACACGUCAAGAUACGAUGUUGGAGGAACAAGAGCAUCUGGUUCCAGAUAGAGCCUUCAGAGUACUUCCAGCUUGUGGCGUUAGUGCCACAUCCGAACAAUGGCAGUAAUUAUAUACAACACAGUAUUAUAGAACCUUGGAGGGAAUUCGAAGAGAUUCCCAUAACACCACAGGUUAACUACACGAUAUGGAGUACGAAACUCAAAGAGGGAUCACCAGUAAUGUGGACAAGGGGUGAUACGUUUCCACGACAAGACAGAAAUAUAACUCAAGUAAAUAAAACAUACGAAAUUAAAAAGUUCUUCCAUCUUAAUGCGGAUCCUUCAGUAUUAGAUGGAAGGUUCACGUGGAACAUCAGUGGAGAUGCUGAUGUAUGCUUUGACGUUGUGAACUCUUGCCAGAAGUCCAAUUUGAAGCAGAAGAAAAUUUGGCCAAACAGUAAAGACAGCGAGCCCUAUGUGGUGUUCGACAAGCUGCCAGUGGACGAUGAAUGCAUCAUCAAUGUAGUAGGCAUGUACGGAACCACCACAGUGACGUAUCGGACGCCUUCCUGCUAUUCUGGCGAUUGUUUGCUUUCACCGAUUGAGCCAGAAAUGCCGACAAAUGUCACAAUAGUUGCGAUAGAAGACGACUUCGACAGUUGGGAGGUGCACGUGAGCUGGGCCAGGCCUGAUGUUCUCCCUGACUCCUACAACGUGUCUCUAUGGAUCGACGAAGUGGAAAUACAGAUACUCAUAUUACCUGGGGAUGCAACAGAAGCAGUGUUUAGAAAUGUGACGAACAACAGCGGUUUGGGCUUUUACGACGUGGGCAUCAAGUCCAAGCUGGGCACCAUCACAGCUGUCACCAGCAGACAAGCUCAGUUCCCUGUGUUGACCGUGGCCAGACACUGCGGGUGCAGCGCGCGGCGCGGAGCAAGCGGGUGGGGCGGGUGUCGCGGCCGUGGGCGCGGGCUGCGCUGCGGCCGCCGCGCUGGCGCUGCUGUGUCGGUGCCGGCGACGCAGGGACCACCUGCCUGUGCCGUCUUACAAACCGCAGGACGACAAACCGUUGAAAGAAGGCGAACCGAUGUGCUAGAAGUAUGGAGCGAGACAGAAGACCGGUGGGAGGUGCGAGCAGACAAGCUCGUGUUACACGAGGUCAUUGGAGAAGGAGCAUUCGGUGUCGUACGCAGGGCUACACUCGCCCCGCACUCCUUGCUCGUCGCUGUUAAGAUGCUAAAAGACUUCCCAUCGCUGGAGGAAAUCAGAUCAUUUCGUUCAGAGAUGGAGCUGAUGAAGAGCGUGGGCGUGCACCCGCACCUCGUGAGCCUGGUGGGCUGCUGCAGCGGUAGGAGACCACUUAUCAUCGCAGAAUAUUGCAGUCGGGGGGACUUGCUCAGUUACUUGAGGUGCACAUGGGACGUUAUGCUGUCUAAACGUAACGCGAAAUAUUACAACAACAACAUAGAGGUGUCAGAUUACAGGAACGACUUGUUCAAGUGCAAAGCACAGAUGGAGAGCUCUAAGCUGGUCGUCAACAAACUGUAUGAGCUACAAGAGAUCUGUGAUAAGGAACUGACUGCUUUAGACCUCUGUCCUUCUGCCGGCAAAUAG
This is a messenger RNA of Spodoptera littoralis (African cotton leafworm), 1824 nucleotides long. The record is from the annotation of a GenBank genome assembly. Lineage: Eukaryota; Metazoa; Arthropoda; Insecta; Lepidoptera; Noctuidae.